UUACUCUCAGAAGGUGACACCAGCCAGGGUGGCGUAAAACGGAUCAGACCGGGGGAAGCAGCGCUGCUGUUCUGAACUUGACACUGAUUUUAUGAUUUUAAAGCGACAUUCAAGUCAGUUUUAGAAGCAUUCUUAAGAUUUUUUUUUUUUUUUUAAUCCCACGGACGCGUAACUCAUCAUGACAAAGAAAACUCUCUGGACCACGGCGACGCUUUUCUUCUGUUUCUGUUUUUCAUCUUUUAAAGCAGAAAGCCCAUCUUGUCACGGCGCCUACGACCUUUACUUUGUUUUAGACCAAUCUGGAAGUAUUUCGACCAACUGGGGUCAGAUCAGUGACUUUGUCAAAAGUCUUACAGAGAAAUUUCUGAGUCCAAAUAUGCGAGUGUCCUUCAUAGUGUUUUCAUCAAGAGCAGAGAUUGUGUUACCGCUCACUGGAGACAGGGGAAAAAUUAAUGUUGGCCUGAGGAUUUUAAAUGAGGUCCGAACAGCAGGAGAAACCUACAUGCAUGAAGGAUUAAAACUGGCAUCUCAACAAAUUAAAGAACAGCUUAAAAAUUCCUCUAGUAUCAUUGUGGUGUUGACUGAUGGAAAGCUUGAGAGAUAUAUCCAUCAACUCAGUAAGGAUGAGGCCAGUACUGCAAGGAAGUAUGGGGCUCGUGUGUACUGUGUUGGCGUAAAGGACUUUGAUGAAGAACAGCUCGCUGAAGUAGCUGGUACCAAGGAGCAUGUGUUUCCAGUCAGAGGUGGAUUUGAAGCUCUCAAAGGCAUCAUUAACUCGAUCCUCAAGCAAUCAUGCACAGAGAGCCUAUCCGACGUCAAUGUGAACCAAGGAGCAUCUACCCUACUCAUCCAAUUACAGAAUGCGAAGCAAACAAUCGAAAUUCAAAAACAGAAGAUUGUUCACCUGGAGGAUAAGGUGAACAUUCUGACGGAUGAGAGAAAUUAUCUCAGAGAAAGACUUAAAGAUGCUCUUAUUCUGAAGAGUACCUCAGAAAGGAUACCUUCAUAGACUGCAUCUACAAAGAUGAGCAGUGCUUCUGAAUCUUCAGAUUCUGAGCCAAAAUAAGGAGAAACACGGAGGGAAGAGAAACAAGAAGAAAUCAAAGAAAUUGUUGUGUCUAUUCCACCUUAUUCCCACGAGGCUAGUGUGUGUUGAAUUAUGGGAGGCACUUCCGAUUUGGGAUCUUCCAUUUAAAAUGACUGAAACGAAUCAUUUCAAAUCAUAAGGUUGCCAUACGAAUAAAGCUUCUGUCAGUUUGACUGAAUGAUCUGUCAAUUUUCCUUCAUGUUGUAUUUUCAGACAUUGUGAGACUAACGUAAUGCUUGUUAUUUUAACCUGACGUUAUAACAAGAAUAUCUAUGGCAAGAGCUCUUUUCAGUCGAGGCAUUUGUUUCCUCAUGAUUAUUUUCUUUUUUCCCUUUGCAUUCUGCUGUAAUAGUAUGAAAAAGGACACUUACUGCACAUUUGUGGUCUGUUCUCCUGAUUUAAUUUACAAUAUAUCCCAUUAAUAAUUCACUGUAAUGCACGAAGAAUCUCAAGUUUUUCUCCUCAA
Molecule: messenger RNA, 1553 nt
Organism: Megalobrama amblycephala (Wuchang bream)
Lineage: Eukaryota; Metazoa; Chordata; Actinopteri; Cypriniformes; Xenocyprididae
Product: anthrax toxin receptor 2-like
Exons: 10
Coding region: 179-1009 (276 amino acids)
Source: RefSeq, a predicted model, not a curated record